Fusarium mangiferae is the source of this 1230-nucleotide messenger RNA. RefSeq lists its product as uncharacterized. The coding region runs from base 1 to 1230 and encodes 409 amino acids. The record is from RefSeq and is a predicted model, not a curated record. NCBI's taxonomy places the organism in Eukaryota, Fungi, Ascomycota, Sordariomycetes, Hypocreales, Nectriaceae. The transcript has 3 exons.
AUGGAUCCGGAGACGACGAAACAAGGAUCCCUACAGACUCCCGCUCUUAAGGACAAAUUGGCCAGCGAGACCCAUUUACGUCGCUUCACGGAGAAUGUAUUGGACUCCAGGCAGCAGGAGAUUGAAAAUCGGGAGUCAGAAAAGGGCCAGCUUGCAGAAGAGGCAGAAAUUCUCAGAAGGCAACUUGCCGUCACCCAGCGGCAGCUCGCAGAGGCUCAGGAUCAGAUCUUUCGUCUACAGCCUAGGAGGAGAGAUAUCACAGAAACAGAGGCUAGAGAAGCCUACAAGAUCCUAGUUGGGAAUGUCCAGCGCUGGGUUGAAAAUCGUGCUGCAUAUGCUAUCGAGGAUCUGGAAAUUGGCCGCCUUGCUGCCAGAGCAUCAUCUCCAGAAGGGCUGCGACUCGUUUCUCUUCUUAGGGAACAGUCAAGGCGAUGCUUGAAUGUUACGCAGUCUGAUGAGUUUCACAUCACUGGGGUCAUCAUGAACUAUCUCCACGUUACUCUGUUCUCAAAGUCUUUUUAUUGUCCUCUCGAUGAUACGGAAGGUGACGGAACGUCGAGAUGGGUUGAUGAUCUCGAGAACACUAUGUCUCGAUUGCCAAGAGAUACAGCUCAUUGUAGGGAAUGGAGAAGCGAGACGCUGACUGCUUUGACUCACCAACCAUCUUUCAGAACGCGCCGGCAGAGGUUUCUGAAUUUUGUUGUUGAAGAUCUGACAACCUUACUGUCAAUAAUUGCUCCGAAAAGCCCUCCCGCUGAACUGCAAGAUUCUAUUCGCCGAAGUAUUGUUGAACCUGCAGCAGAUCUCGCUCAUCAGCUUCACCUGGCGCCCAGUGUGUUUUCAUUGAAAUGGCCUGCUCGCACAGCCGCGACGAGGUUGGAGGUUUACCAAUGCUUGAAUUUGGCGAAUGGAGGAGCAACUCUUGACUUGAGUGGAACAAAGGCAGCUUCGCAAGCACGCCGCGGUGUCAUAUAUCUCUUUGAUAUAGCUCCCGGGCUUUUCGUCGAGAGAGUAGAAGGUGGUAGAAAGCUCGGGUUGAAAGCAAUUGUUAAACCCACUGUUCUCGUCACUAACUCGGGCGGGGAUGUGCUCCAGGGCCCAACAAUCAUGAGUUUCCUAUGGAAUAAUACGCCAACUUCUCAGGGAACCAGUCGAAGCUCAUCAAGAGCAUCAAGUUCAAGGAGGCCAGCUGGAUCGGUCAUAUCGGCAUCGAGCAGACAAAGAUAUUAG